Hemisphaericaspora subhashii is the source of this 939-nucleotide messenger RNA. RefSeq lists its product as uncharacterized. Lineage: Eukaryota; Fungi; Ascomycota; Pichiomycetes; Serinales; Debaryomycetaceae. Bases 1 to 939 code for a protein of 312 amino acids. The record is from RefSeq and is a predicted model, not a curated record. The transcript has a single exon.
AUGACACACAAAACUAGAAUUAACUGGUAUUUAACAUUUCUAACCAUACUACUAACUCAAUCAUAUUUAAUUCAGUUAGUAAAUGCCGCCGCAGUCGGUUCCAACAUCCUCAAGGAUGCCCAUGUAUGGUAUUGGAAUGAUUUGAAAACCAUUAGCAUUGGAGAAUUUCUGCCGGAAUGGUUAGAUCUGAAUCUCCCGCAAUUAGAAGAAAUUGGCGUUCGACAAAUCUUAAGCUCAGAUGGGAAUAUGUUUGCCAGUAUUCAAUAUGGGAAUAAUCACAUUGAAGGACAAAAACUGAAAUGGUAUCUGAAAUUCUUUUCCCGAUCUACAUAUGUUCGAAUAGUUGAACGAGAUAAAUAUGAAACAUUACGUACUCCUUGGAAGAAAGCCUCUCCUUGUAUGUUAUGUAAUCCCGAUUUCAGACAAUGUACAGUCUGGCCCGAUAUUCAUUCAUUAGAUUGGAAAAUUCAAAAUGAUAGUGGGAUUACUUUUGAAGAUGUCGCCUUGUUGGCAGGUCCGGAUCUUUUGUUGGUUAAAUCAGAAACCGUUCCUUCAAGUUUCAAUUGCAAUUUUACUAGUUUUAAUGAAGAUAGAGGAGCAGCUCAAAUUUGGGCCCAACAUCAAUUAUAUACCGCCGAGAUGCGUCAUCGAUUGGAUAAGAAGAGUUAUAUGGGCUAUAAACAAGGCAAAUGGUCACCAUGGUAUAAAACAGAUGUACCAAUUCGUGGUAAGACGGAAUUGUUUUGUGCAACGGGUUAUAAAGAGUGUCGAGCUGAUGAACCAGUGUUUCCAGCUCCUAUAAAUCCAAUCACUAAUCCAAUUCCAAAUCAACCAUUACCUCCUGGUGGCGUUCCACCAUCUCCUCCAGCUCCAGUUGGUGUUCCUCCACCUCCACCACCGCCACCACCACCUCCACCACCACCAGUCCCCCAUCAUUGA